This is a messenger RNA of Mesorhabditis belari, 879 nucleotides long. The record is from the annotation of a GenBank genome assembly. Lineage: Eukaryota; Metazoa; Nematoda; Chromadorea; Rhabditida; Rhabditidae.
AUGGUGGCAGGUCUUUCCUAUUUUCUGGGAAACGAUGGUAACGAUGUGGCGGUGAAAUCUCCGCAUGAACAAGCGACACACGCAAACAGAGAAGAGUUCUUGGCGGAGAUCGAAUUUAUGAAACAGUUGCCCUUCCAUCCGCAUAUUCUCUCGCUUGUCGGCUGCUCGACGAAUCCCGAAUAUCCGUUGAUUGUGACGGGCAUUUGUGAACUCGGCGCUUUACUCUCACUCCUCCGACAAAUGGACCCGGAACACCUGAACUAUGAAGAAUCACCACUCGAGUUCGACGAUCUUGUCCCGAUCGGUUGGCAAAUAAGUGACGCGCUGGUUUUCCUUUCUGCAAAAGAAAUCGUUCAUCGAGAUGUGGCUGCCAGGAAUGUGCUUGUCACAAAAGACAAAACAGCUAAGCUUUCCGAUUUUGGUCUUUGCCGCUUCCAAAAAGAUAUGGUGGCAGGUGUACGUGACGGGAAAUUCCCAAUCAAAUGGAUGGCGCCCGAAGCAAUCGAAUUCGCGGAUUUCUCGCCGGAGUGCGAUGUUUGGUCAUUUGGGGUGUUACUCUACGAGAUGUACAACUACGGGAAAUCUCCGUGGUCUGACGUUGAACCCGCCGAAUUGUUGCCGCUUUUGAAGGAGGGAAAACGGCUGAAAAUCCCAUUCACAGCACCCGAAUUCAUCCUUAAAACGUCAGCGACUUGCUGGGAGGAAAACCCCGAAGAUCGACCUCGAUUCGAAGAUAUUCGAGAGCGUUUUUAUAAAGAAAUGGAGGACCACGCAAAGUUGUACGGCUACUUGGAUGUCUGCAAGCGGUACUAUACACUUCUGGAGCCGACUUCCGAGGCCACUGAGGAUUUCUGGGAGCAUGUGGAAGAUGAGAAGUUC